This is a messenger RNA of Mauremys reevesii (Reeves's turtle), 3087 nucleotides long. It is a transcript of the gene SFMBT2, whose product is annotated as Scm like with four mbt domains 2. Gene Ontology annotation, molecular function: histone binding; transcription corepressor activity. Gene Ontology annotation, cellular component: nucleus. Lineage: Eukaryota; Metazoa; Chordata; Testudines; Geoemydidae. The record is from RefSeq and is a predicted model, not a curated record. Gene Ontology annotation, biological process: regulation of DNA-templated transcription. The transcript has 21 exons. Bases 234 to 2924 code for a protein of 896 amino acids.
GGAGUUGGCUGCAAAAAUAUAAUCUAAAAAGAGUGGCAGGCAUGCGCAGUGCGAGGAUGCCAUAUUGGAAUGAGUCUGUAGUAAGUGAGAGAGGGAGAGAGAGAGAGACGGAUCGCCUCUGCUGAACUGAGCUGAAGGGUCUUUGCCAUUUUAGACGCUGGGGGGGGAAAACUUCACCCAGGACAUUUUUGUUACAUGAUGAAUUAGGAAAGGAAGAAAUCUUAUUGUGAGCAAUGGAAACUAGGAUGUCUUUGAUUUCCGCCAUGCAAGAGACUCAACAUCUAUCCCUAUCCCAGGAGAAGGGUCAGAGUCCAGCCAAUGGGAACAGAGAACAGUUUGAUUCAGAUGAAGGUUCUAGCAUCGAGGAGACCGACUUCAACUGGGAUGAAUACUUGGAAGAAACGGGAGCAAGCGCUGCUCCUCACACCUCGUUCAGACACGUUGAAAUCAGCCUUCAGAGCAGUUUCCAACCAGGGAUGAAGUUAGAAGUGGCCAACAAGAACAAUCCGGACACCUACUGGGUGGCUACGAUCAUUACAACGUGUGGGCAGCUCCUGUUGCUACGUUACUGUGGCUAUGGAGAUGAUCGCAGGGCAGAUUUCUGGUGCGAUGUGAUGACAGCCGACCUUCAUCCAGUGGGCUGGUGUACGCAGAACAACAAAGUGCUGAUGCCUCCAGAUGCAAUCAAAGAGAAGUACACCGACUGGACGGCGUUUCUUAUACACGAUCUGACAGGUUCCCGAACGGCACCUGCAAAUUUACUGGAAGGCCCUCUGCGAGGAAAAAACCCUGUAGACCUCAUUACAGUUGAUUCCUUAAUAGAGCUGCAGGAUUCCCAGAACCCUUUUCAGUACUGGAUAGUUAGUGUGGUUGAAAAUGUUGGAGGAAGAUUACGCCUUCGCUAUGUGGGAUUGGAGGAGACUGAAUCCUAUGACCAGUGGUUGUUUUACUUGGAUUGCAGACUUCGACCAGUCGGUUGGUGUCAAGAGAAUAAAUACAGACUGGACCCUCCUGCAGAAAUCUAUUCUCUGAAGAAUAUAUCUGAAUGGAAAUGCGCUCUGGAAAAAUCCCUUAAUGAUGCAGCAAAGUUUCCUCUUCCAAUGGAAGUAUUCAAGGAUCAUGCUGAUUUGAGGAGCCACUUCUUCACAGUGGGGAUGAAAUUGGAGGUGGUGGACAUGAGGGAACCCUUUAGUAUCUGUCCUGCAUCAGUGACUAAGGUUUUUAACAAUCAUUAUUUACAAGUGACCAUUGAUGACCUGAGACCCGAACCCAGCAAAAUCUCAAUGCUCUGCCAUGCUGAUUCCUUAGGGAUCUUACCAGUACAAUGGUGCCUUAAAAACGGAGUCAAUCUCACACCUCCCAAGGGUUACUCUGGCCAGGACUUUGACUGGGCAGAUUAUCAGAAGCAAUGUGGAGCAGAGGCAGCUCCUCACUUUUGCUUUAGAAACACGUCCUUCAGCCGGGGCUUUACUAAGAACAUGAAGCUGGAGGCUGUGAACCCCAGGAACCCUGCUGAAAUAUGCGUUGCUUCUAUCACCUCAGUUAAAGGAAGGUUAAUGUGGCUUCACCUGGAAGGUUUACAGAUGCCUGCUCCGGAGUAUAUAGUUGAUGUAGAGUCGAUGGACAUUUUCCCAGUUGGCUGGUGUGAAGCAAACGCUUACAACCUCACACCGCCCCACAAAGCAGUUUUACGAAAGAAGAGGAAGAUUGCAGUGGUGCAACCAGAAAAGCACAGGUUGCCAUCUGCAGUGCCUGUUGAGAAAAUACCUCAUGACCUUUGCCCAGUCCCUCAGCCAGACACAACAGGUACUGUCAACGGGCGAUACUGCUGCCCCCAGCUCUUCAUCAAUCACCGCUGCUUCUCAGGUCCAUAUUUAAACAAAGGGAGAAUAGCAGAGCUACCUCAGUCUGUUGGGCCUGGCAAGUGUGUGCUAGUGCUUAAAGAGGUUCUUAGCAUGGUAAUCAACGCAGCUUACAAACCAGGCAGCGUCCUCCGAGAACUGCAGCUAGUAGAAGACCCGCAGUGGAAUUUUCAGGAGGAAACACUCAAGGCAAAAUACAGAGGGAAAACGUACAGGGCAACAGUCAAGAUUGUGCGAACGUCUGAUCAAGUGGCAGAUUUCUGCAGAAGAGUCUGUGCAAAACUGGAGUGCUGCCCAAAUUUGUUUAGCCCUGUGCUGGUCGCCGAAGUCUGCCCUGAGAACUGCUCCAUUCAUACCAAAACGAAAUACACCUAUUAUUAUGGGAAGAGGAAAAAAAUCAUUAAGCCUCCAAUUGGGGAAAAUAACAACAUGAAAAGUGGACACAUCAAACCAGCAAGACGCAGAAAGAGGCGGAAAUCCAUUUUUGUGCAGAAGAAAAGGAGGUCGUCAGCUGUCGAUUUUAACGCUGCGGGAUCUGCAGAGGAAAGCGAAGAGGAGGAGCCAGAUGCUAUGGAAGAUGAGACAGGGAGCGAAGAAACCAGCUCAGAGCUACGUGAUGACCAGACUGACACCUCCUCUGCUGAGGUACCUUCAGCCCGACCAAGAAGAUCAGUGACAUUACGGAGCAGCACGGAGUCAGACAGACCCGCUCCCAUCGAGAGAGCUAGAAGGAGCCGCAAAACACAGUGUCUCUCAUCCCCUGAAGGAGAGAAGUGCACUCAAGUCAAGGAAGAAAUAAAGCAAGAAGAGGAAGAGAAACUCAUCCUCGAGAGCAAUCCAUUGGAGUGGACAGUGACUGACGUUGUGAGGUUUAUUAAAUUGACAGACUGCGCUCCCCUAGCCAAAAUAUUUCAGGAACAGGACAUUGAUGGCCAAGCACUUCUACUACUGACGCUCCCAACAGUGCAAGAAUGCAUGGAGCUGAAACUUGGCCCAGCCAUCAAGUUGUGUCACCAGAUCGAGCGAGUAAAAGUUGCUUUCUAUGCACAAUACGCCAACUGACUCUAGUGCUCCUUGCAUUUCCUUCUCCUCUCUCUCUUUUUUUUAUUUUUAACGUUACAGUUCACUUGGGUUUUUCCUCAAAACACGUGGAAUUGGAACCCUGUAAAAAAAAAAAUCCAAGUGGAAUGAAUAUUUCCGUAUUUGUAAAGCACAUUGAAGUAUU